GAAGCUGAGCCAAAACUUGCUCCAGGCAAAUACAGCCAAAGCACUAGCUGAGAGUGUGAUAUAUAAAGAUAAAGUCCACCACUUAUUUCCGCUGUUUACUGAAGUAUAUGGGGUCAGCUCUGUAACCAUAUAACACUUCAAGAACCCAUAAGAAUUUGUGAUUCCAUCAUGUGUCUCUUUGUGCUGAUACUGUUGGGUUUGCUAUUAGUGUACAGAUGGUACAGACAAAGUCAUAUUUUGGAGAAUCUCACAGAUAAAUAUGUCUUCAUUACCGGAUGUGACACUGGAUUUGGAAAUGUGCUGGCCAAGCAACUGGACAAACGUGGCAUGAGGGUUCUAGCAUCUUGCCUGACAGAGAAGGGGGCUGAGAAGCUGAAGAAUGAAGCAUCUAGUAGACUGCAAACUGUAAUCCUAGAUAUUUCUGACUCCAAGAAUGUGAGCUCUGCAGCUGAGUGGGUGUCUCUUAUUGUUGGAGACAAAGGACUUUGGGGUCUGGUGAAUAAUGCUGCCAUUUCUGGUUAUAUGGCUCCUCUUGGAUGGCAGAAGAAAGAUGACUUUGUCAAGGUCCUUAAUGUGAAUGUACUGGGGAUGAUUGAUGUGACACUGACAUUACUACCACUAAUCAGGAAAGCACAAGGAAGGAUAGUAAAUGUUUCCAGUAUUUGCGGCAGACUGCCUCUUAUUCCAGGUGGUUACAAUAUCUCCAAAUAUGGUGUGGAAGACUUCUCUGAUAUUUUAAGGCGUGAAGUUAAUGAUUUUGGGGUGAAAGUUUCAAUAGUUGAGCCAGGGGCUUUCAACACGGCCCUUACCAUUUUGCCACUCAUUAAGAAGAGUGUGGAGGAUAAAUGGCAGAUGGCGUCAGCUGAGACCAAGAUGCUGUAUGGAGAGCAUUACUACAAGAAACAUCUACAAAAUAUGGAACAAAUGGUUACACAAAGUUCUCCCAAAAGCUACUUGGUAACAAACUGUAUUGAGCAUGCACUGACCGCCUGUUAUCCCUGGACAAGAUAUUCUGCUGGAUUGGACGCUAAGCUAUUCUACUUGCCUCUAUCCUACUGCCCAACAUUUAUUAUUGAUUAUAUGUUAUCACUGAAUGCACCAAAAGCAGCUCAAGGAGUGUACUGAUGCACAGGAGCACAUAGAUGUUUUGUUCCUCAGAAUAUUCUUCAAUUAUAAUCUUACUAGCUUCAUGUCGUCACUCGAUUCUCCUUGAUGGCCUAUAUAUGAUGAGAGCUUUUGUUUCAGUCCUUUUAUAUGGAAAUUACUGAACUAUUUUUAUUAGCUGAUGAUUAGAUAAUAAAAAUGACCCAUAUAUAGCUUUUCUAUGUGUUGCUAACAAUGAGAUGGGGAUGUAAAGUAUAUUCUGGCUACAUUUUCUACUGUGACUAAAGCUGAAAAUCAAUAAACAGUUAACAUAAAAAAUG
Molecule: messenger RNA, 1424 nt
Organism: Bufo bufo (common toad)
Lineage: Eukaryota; Metazoa; Chordata; Amphibia; Anura; Bufonidae
Product: retinol dehydrogenase 7-like
Exons: 6
Coding region: 169-1125 (318 amino acids)
Source: RefSeq, a predicted model, not a curated record